AUCGUCUUUUGUUCCAGCUCUAAACAAGUUUUUUUUAUAAUAGCUCUAGCUCUACAGUAUUUAUAUAAAUAAUUCUUGUAUGUAGUCCAAGUGUAGAAAAAACUAAUUUAAAUGAGCUGCAUUCGAGUAUUUCUCUUCAGACAAAAACCUGUUUGGAACCAUUUUUAAUCAUGUGAAAAUAUGGAGCAAGACACAUUGGCGUGGAAUGACACGGAUGUAGCUGUAGCCAGUCAACAUAUUCUUAUUUCGGAGGUUUAUUGUAUGCAUUUAGCAAGAAAGCUACUAACGAUCUAAAAUCGAAAGCAUUGCUGGCGGUAUGCAAGAACGACCAAAGCAACUGCGUCUUACUGUUUCCUGGACCCAGUCAAAGUCUAAGAUUCAUGACAGUUGUCAACGUCGGAGCAUGUUGGCAUGUAAGAGGCGCUUAACUACCACUAAAGUGCUUGAAGACUCACAUUCACCAGUAGCUUUCCCCAAUUCCAACACUCACUGGCAUCAGAAACAAAAGGAGAAACAUAAAGUUCAGCUAUACUCUGGAAAACCCUUAAGCAUUAAGCUGUACGUGCCACGAAGUAUUGAGAGUAUCCCAAAAAUUCGGCAUAAGGCGCUUACGACAACGAAUAAACAACAACCUGCUAUGCAUCGAAAGUCUAAGAGCAAAAGCAAGUUUCAAGCUUUUAACAAUCUCAAGCCGCUUUAUUCUCCGAGUAAAAGACAACCAUCCGCGAAGCAUUCAUCAGCACUGGUGGAAGCAGGGAUAGAAUCAAAGGCAACACGGCAUUUUGUUGGUAAAAAGAGGAUUAAGAACAGAGACUGCCUGUUAUCUUCGCCUCAGCCAUCGCCAAUGAGAUGCAAAAUGAUGAUUCCAUUUCCAAAGUUUGGUGCCACAUCCUUUGUUACUUUGCUCACUUUAAUUUGUAUGGAAACGGUUCUGCUCUCCACCAUGUCUAGUUGCGCCAAGACUUUUUACAUGCAUUGGAACACAUCGAACAGUAUAUUUCGGAUUGAUAACACAGAUCAUAUUAUCGAUGUUAAUAAAGGAAAUCUUGCAUUUGAGUUCGAUCAGGUUCAUAUAAUAUGCCCCGUAUAUGAGCCAGGGACUUUUGAGAACGAAACUGAAAAAUACAUAAUUUACAAUGUGUCUAAAGUGGAGUAUGAAACUUGUCGCAUAACAAAUGCAGAUCCGCGAGUAAUAGCUAUAUGUGAUAAACCUCAGAAAUUAAUGUUUUUUACAAUAACUUUCCGGCCAUUUACACCGCAGCCAGGUGGCUUGGAGUUCCUACCUGGAAAUGAUUAUUACUUUAUUUCAACUUCAUCUAAGGAUGAUUUAUAUCGAAGAAUUGGAGGUCGAUGCUCUACAAAUAACAUGAAAGUAGUCUUUAAAGUGUGUUGUGGCCCAGAGGACAAAAACAAAACCACGGCGAUAAGCAAUUCUAAAUCUGUUACAGACACCGGAGGAGCCAUUAAUGUCAAUAUAGCGAAUAAUGAUGAAAGUCGUGUUAAUAGCCAGGGCAAUAACAUAGCUAUUGGAACCAACAUUGGUAUAAAUGGAGGCCUAAUUAUAGGGGGACCUCAGUCAGCAGGAAUGCCAAUUAAUCCACUAAGCGGGAAUAACAAUCUUAAUGGCAUACCCACUACUAUUAAUUCAAACAUUGAUCAGUUUAAUCGGAUUCCAAUCCAGCCAAACAUAAUCGGCAAUCAUGUAGGGACUAAUGCCGUAGGAACCGGAAUUGUCGGUGGUGGAGGAAUAAUAUUAACUCCUGGCCAUGCUCAUGGCAACAUUAAUAUGCUGCAACCAGGGCGAGGUGGAAUAAACGGAGCAUAUCCCGGACAUCACCACAUCCAAACUGGGAUACGGAUAAACAAUGUGCCUACGCAACACAACUAUCCGUCCCAUAAGGGUAAUCCUAACAGUAAUAUUAACGGAAACGAUGACCACCAUCAUUACAACAAACAUCCCAACGAGGUUGUAAAAAAUGAAGAGCUGACAUAUAAUAGUGGUGCAGCGACAUCGGAUGGUAACAUCUUCGCUUUAUGGAUCUGGAUUUUAUCAAUUUUCCCACUGCUAUCUAUUGAAUCUUGCCAUUUGUCUUCAUAUUGGAUAAACGGACCACUUUUAGUCAGCACUAUCGCGAUUCUUGGCAUUCAUUAUCUUAUGCAAAGCACGUUGCAAACCACAGUGCAGCGAUAUAGUCCUGGAAUGGUUGAAAUCACCGCGACAUCUAUGAACGGGAUGUUUGACCAGAAUGCCGGCACUAUUGAAUAUGACCGGUGAAUUUUUAAUGAACAUUCGAUUUUGUGUUCCAAUGUUCAACGUUAUUUCAAUGAAUAACAAUAUCACACAAAAUUAUUUGUCACUCUUCUCCGGCUAUUGCUAUAUAAACAGUGAUAAAAGUAUUGUGUGUGAGAGGUUGGAAUCAAAUGAUUUGGAUGUGUAAUUGCAAUUGAACGAGUUAGUGUGACUCACAAUUUAAAAUAAUAGAUCAGAAAGAAAGGAGAAAGGUGAAAUAGAAUUAAUAAGUAAAAAAAUUAAAUAUAUCAAGUACAUUAAAACUUAGAUUUAGUGGUCUAGAUCUAACUAAUAUUGUUUAAGAAAAGACAGAGGAUAGAGGAAUGCUAUUAUAAAACAGAUUAAUGCGAAAGGCCACUAGACACCGCCUAGCCACUGUGUCUUCUGUCCUCUCUUUUAUUGUGUCCUUCUGGUUUUCCGAAAAUACUUAUAUAGCUGUAUGCGUGAGACAGAAAUAUAAAAUAUUCCCAUUUAUAACGAAAAAUGGUAAAGCGAUAUAGCAAAUACAAAAGCAUUACAGCUAUAUUUUUACCUGACUUCACUUCUGUUAGCUAAAAUGAUCAUUCCGAAAUUCUUUUUUCUUACCGACAUACUAAAGGAAAUGUCAAAGAGUAUAGUUAAAAUAUACUACAAGAGAAUCAUAUGGCUUUGGAAUGGAUUAAUGGAUUAAAUUAAUUACAAUUUCCCAUUACAAGCCCCAUUACUGUUUGAAAACUAGUUAUCCUGUACGAAGGAUAUUUCGACUGAAAUUAAUUAGCAUCGCUGACUAAAAAACACGUAGUAAAUAAAACAUUAGUAAUUUAAAGACAUUAUAUUGCAUGCGGAUUGCCACGCAUUAGUAUUGUAAUUGUAUAAGAUCAAAUGAAACUUAUGUAUGUGUUUAGUAUGCAUUCAUGUAUUUAAAAUCAUGGUAGGUAUUUUGAAUAUGGUAAAGGUGAAAUUUAAAGAACUCAACUAUAAGUUUUAUGUUCUUUCUUGUUUUGUUUUAUUUUUUGUUUUCCUUACAAUAAUACAAUUUUAUUUUGUAAAUGAACCAAGCAGUAUAGAGAAGUGAUUCUUAACCUUUAAUAAAAUAUAUAUGUAUAUACAUAUAGCAUUCACAUACUUAUAUACGAGAAAUGAUUAGGUGAAACGUUAUAAACUUUGUAAAUUUAAAUAACUAAAAAUUUAAAUAUAUCGAAAAAUAAGAAUUAUUAAAAAAUCGUAAAUUAUGAAAUAUAUAUUGAGGCAUCUUGUGCUACCUUUAUGUGAAAAAAGGUUAAAAUUUAUAUACAUAGUCUAUAUAUAGUAAACAAUUUAAUUAUUUAGGGCGUGGGUAUAAUUUUCUCGUAUAAACAUGUGGUUAAAAUAAUUUGCCACAGCGAGUUCACUAUUUACAAAUUAUAAUUGAAGAUAGGCAGAAUUAACAUAUUUUAUCGGUGGGGUGUGUUGUAAAACUGUGUUUUUGUCGCGACUAAUUUGAAAAGUAACAUCCAUAUUGUGCAAGUACGUGUAAACUUCGUCGUGUUUGUCCUGUUUCGCUUAUUUUGUGUAGCCUUUUGGUUUCUUUACUGCAAUAUAGCAUUAAAAACAGAAGUUUCUUAAACUCCAUGAAAUUUUGAUUAAUUUUCGGGCAACUAUAUUCUUAUACUGCCACAGCUAACCUGAACACUAAACCGAAUUUAUUACGAUCCAACGGUGGAAACCGAAAUCUAGAUUCAGUCCAAUUCUAUGAGUGAAUACCUUAAAAAUAUGCAUUGCUCUACUUAGACCUGUAUCCAAAAUUUUCUGUCAAUGUAUUAAAAGCCUUUAAAGCGACGAAAUUUGUUUUUUAGAAUUACAGGCUGUUAUUACUUUGGCAGGAUUAUAUUAAUGCGGACCGUACUUGUUACUUAAUCAAUUACUUAAUAUCAUACUUACAAGGAAAAUCCCAUACAACAUACUUAGAUUCAUUCAAUAGAACCGUAACUAUCAUCAUAAUAAUUCAAGAGUCAGAAUAAUAUAAAGAAUCGUUAGGAUAACACAUAAUCAUUCAGCACAGAUUGCAUAAAUACAGAAUUAUAAGCGAGCAGCAUUCUAAAAUUGUAAAGGACGUGGAUAAACAUAAAAUAAAAUCCAAUAUUUCAUACAUUCUUUAUCAGCAUAUUUUUGACCAGAGGACAGAAUUGAAGAUUUUUAAUACUAUUUUCUUAACGCCUACAUACCUUCGUUCGUUUCUUAAGGAAGGAUUUCAUUUUAACACACCGACCACACCAUCAUCACCAUUAGGGCUACUGAAAGUUUUUUCAUGACCAAAACUUUCUCGUAAUUAGUUUUUUGUAAGCGGUGCAUGCAGAACAAAACACCCAAUUAAGUAUUUAUAUUCUGAAUUAGUGUUUGAACUGAAUAUAUUAAGCAGCUGGUCGUUUUGUUUUGAUUUAUAUGACUCUUCUGAAAGAGCAAAAAUAGCAUACAUCUAAAUUCUUGUUUCCGUUUUUAGAACGCAAUGACGAUGCACAAAUUAAUUGUAAACAUAAUUUUUCAAAGCCAUACAUGCCGAUUGAUUAACGAAUGAUUUGAUAAUAAAAAAAGAAUAUCGAAUAAAAAAUUCUUACACUGCAACCAUAUAUAUAUAUAUAUAUAUAUAUAUAUAUAUAUGUAUAUACAUAUAUUAAGGAGUAACAUAAGUGCAUAUGAAAAAAAACUGUGUGAGCAUAAAAAAUAGCCGAGAUAUUAAUGAAGAUGUGGCAAGCAGAUGAUUAAUUAUAUUAAUAAAAAUAAAAAAAUUUGAAUCAACGUA
This is a messenger RNA of Drosophila sechellia, 5048 nucleotides long. It is a transcript of the gene Ephrin, whose product is annotated as ephrin. Lineage: Eukaryota; Metazoa; Arthropoda; Insecta; Diptera; Drosophilidae. The transcript has 5 exons. Gene Ontology annotation, molecular function: ephrin receptor binding. The record is from RefSeq and is a predicted model, not a curated record. Gene Ontology annotation, biological process: axon guidance; ephrin receptor signaling pathway. Gene Ontology annotation, cellular component: plasma membrane. Bases 317 to 2275 code for a protein of 652 amino acids.